GUCAUUCCUGAUUCAUUUGCAUCCUUGAAGAGCAUCUGUAGAAGAGGAAGGAAAAGAUGGGUGUGAAAACAUUUACUCAUAGCUCUUCUUCCCACAGUCAGGAAAUGCUUGGAAAGCUAAACAUGCUGCGAAAUGAUGGACAUUUCUGUGACAUCACUAUUCGUGUCCAGGACAAAAUCUUCCGGGCACAUAAGGUGGUACUAGCAGCUUGCAGUGAUUUUUUUCGCACUAAACUUGUAGGCCAAGCAGAGGAUGAGGACAAGAAUGUGUUGGAUUUACAUCAUGUUACAGUGACUGGUUUUAUCCCCCUUCUAGAAUAUGCUUACACAGCCACUCUGUCAAUUAACACAGAAAAUAUCAUUGACGUGCUGGCUGCAGCCAGCUAUAUGCAAAUGUUCAGUGUUGCUAGCACCUGCUCAGAGUUCAUGAAAUCAAGCAUUUUAUGGAAUACACCCAACAGCCAACCGGAAAAGGGUCUCGAUGCUGGACAAGAAAAUAACUCUAACUGCAAUUUCACUUCUCGAGAUGGAAGCCUUUCACCCGUGUCGUCAGAGUGCAGCGUGGUAGAAAGAACCAUUCCCGUCUGCAGAGAAUCCCGGAGAAAGCGCAAAAGCUACAUCGUUAUGUCACCCGAAAGUCCUGUCAAGUGUAGCACACAGACAAGCUCCCCCCAGAUACUGAAUUCUUCAGCUUCCUACUCAGAAAAUAGAAGUCAACCAGUUGACUCUUCUCUAGCUUUUCCCUGGACUUUUCCUUUUGGAAUUGAUCGAAGGAUUCAGCCUGACAAGGUUAAGCAGGCAGAAAACACCCGGACUUUAGAACUACCUGGCCCAUCUGAGACUGACAGAAGAAUGGCUGAUUUUGUGACUUGUGAGAGCACAAAAACGACCUUGCCUCUGGGUACCGAAGAAGAUGUCCGGGUGAAAGUAGAAAGGUUAAGUGAUGAGGAGGUGCAUGAGGAAGUACCCCAGCCCGUCAGUGCAUCUCAGAGUUCACUGAGUGACCAGCAGACAGUGCCAGGAAGUGAACAAGUCCAAGAGGACCUUCUGAUUAGUCCACAGUCUUCCUCAAUAGGCUCGGUAGAUGAAGGUGUCACCGAAGGGUUACCUACGCUUCAAAGCACUUCCAGCACCAAUGCUCACGCAGAUGACGAUGAUCGAUUGGAAAAUGUUCAGUAUCCCUACCAACUCUACAUUGCUCCUUCUACCAGCAGUACAGAACGGCCCAGCCCAAAUGGUCCGGACAGACCUUUUCAAUGUCCAACUUGUGGGGUGCGAUUCACCCGAAUUCAGAACCUAAAACAGCACAUGCUCAUCCACUCAGGAAUUAAACCAUUUCAGUGUGACCGCUGUGGAAAAAAGUUCACCAGGGCUUACUCGCUAAAGAUGCAUCGCCUAAAGCAUGAAGGUAAACGCUGUUUCCGGUGCCAGAUAUGUGGUGCCACUUUCACUUCCUUCGGGGAAUAUAAGCACCACAUGAGGGUUUCCCGGCACAUUAUCCGCAAGCCUCGGAUUUACGAGUGCAAAACAUGUGGCGCCAUGUUCACCAACUCUGGAAAUUUAAUCGUGCACCUGAGGAGUCUGAACCAUGAAGCGUCAGAGCUAGCAAACUACUUCCAGAGCAGUGAUUUCCUAGUACCGGACUACUUAAACCACGAGCAAGAAGAGGCCCUUGUUCAGUACGACCUUGGAGAACACAGUUUUGAAAGCAACUCCUCUGUUCAAAUGCCUGUAAUUUCACAGGUCUCCUCGACCCAGAAUUGUGAAAGCACUUUUCCCCUGGGGUCUCUCGCCGGGCUGGCAGAAAAGGAGGAAGAAGUGACAGAGCAGCCCAAGACCAGUGCCUGUGCCGAGGCCACUGGAGGGGACCCCCCCAAAUCAGAGCUGUCUUCUAUAACUAUUGAGUAAUUCCAUGGUUUGGCUUCAUUUUGGUUUUUUGGGAAGUGCCUGUGCUUGGUCUUGUACAUUUAAAUUUAAUUUAAUUUUUUUAAAAAGGUUUUGGGGAAGAAUUUUCCUUUUUACUUUUUGAACCCUGCAAUUCAUGACUGGGAGAUUGCUUCUGUAAGUACACAAUAACAUGGUGUCGAAAUAUAAUACAUUGUUGGGUGUAAGGAGAACCAAUUGACUUAAAACAUGUAGUUGUUUCUCCUUGCAUUGUUGUUAGUAGACUAACAACAGAUCAUUAGGUAACGAA
This is a messenger RNA of Myotis brandtii (Brandt's bat), 2193 nucleotides long. It is a transcript of the gene ZBTB44, whose product is annotated as zinc finger and BTB domain containing 44. NCBI's taxonomy places the organism in Eukaryota, Metazoa, Chordata, Mammalia, Chiroptera, Vespertilionidae. The transcript has 5 exons. The record is from RefSeq and is a predicted model, not a curated record. Bases 57 to 1907 code for a protein of 616 amino acids. Gene Ontology annotation, molecular function: protein binding.